Messenger RNA from Aspergillus nidulans FGSC A4, 1876 nucleotides. RefSeq lists its product as uncharacterized. The coding region runs from base 182 to 1876 and encodes 564 amino acids. The transcript has 7 exons. Lineage: Eukaryota; Fungi; Ascomycota; Eurotiomycetes; Eurotiales; Aspergillaceae. The record is from RefSeq and is a predicted model, not a curated record.
UCACCUCAAUGGACCUCCAGCCGACCUUUUGUUACUCGAUACCCUGGCGUACACGAUAGCCAUCAGCCUAGACCUCGAACUUCUCGCGCCAGCAUCCCUCUGAGAUCUUCCGCGUCUCUUAUUGCAGCUCCGCCGGUGGCGGCCUUGAGGCCGGCAGUUCUUGCAUCGGCGCCUGCAUGGAAUGCUUGUUCCCAUUCGCGUACACAUCCGCGACCCGCUUAUCCUGCUGCGUCGGCGCAAACGCCUCCAUCGAGUUCGGCAUCUCGCCCGGGGCUACAGCCACCGGAAGAACCAGACCGCUGCGAUCGCACCGAGAACCAGUGGUAUGCCGACGCCUAACCCGACUCCGAGACCGACACCGAGGUUGCUGUCUGAGCUGUUGUCGCUGCCGCUGCCGCCCGUUGGUGUUGUGGUCGGUGUUGAGGUCGUCGUAACUGUACUUGUAGUCGUCACUGAGGUCGAAGUCGAUGAGCUACUCGUGCUCUCUGGCGAGAGACUGCUGACUACAAACUCGACGGCCGGAAUCGAGAAUGUCUGGGUUGAGUUAUUGCAGUCACAUCCUCCGUACGCGGUGCAGCAGAACGUCUCGGUGCCGCAGGCUGUGACGCGUUUCCGGAAUCUGAAACCAUCCACAUCGCCCCGGUUAACAUUGCGCUGGGUUGCCGCCCUAAGAGCAAGUAAUGCGCGUUACAUCCUCGUUGCCGUCGCGGUCGUAGCACUUGGCUACCAUUUUGGCGCCGAUCGGGCGAGGUCGGCGGGUAAUGGGACGAUCUUCUCCCGGGAUGAAUGCGAGGAUGGAAAAAGUGUGGAUCGCGAGACGCUGUGGUCCACGGGCGAUUGCCUCAAGAACGAAAUUAAGAAUCCAAAGAAGAGCCGAUCCGAGGCGAAAGGGAGGCUGAGCGUGGGAUCGCUAGACGAAGACCUAAGGCCAAAAGAUGCCAGGAAAUUGAAGUUUUGGCAAGAUGCGGUAAGGAACCAAAGCCCUGGUAAUCGCAAUAUUGCUUCCUGGCGCUUACAGGCUAGUCCCAACCGCACCUCUGAUAACCUUUUUUCUGCAGAAGUAACCGAAGGUACACCGUAUAAUUAUACUGCGCCUUGUCAGGGGCUCAAAGCCACGCUAGUUCUGCACCGGGCCAGUCUUAACUCAGCCACUCAGGGUCUGCACCUCGUGCCCGAUAAUGCAGAAAGUUGUAGUGGCUACGGCAAGGUCGAACAGUGGGAUGUCGAUGCUUAUAGUUGCCAGGGACAAGCUUACCUAGAUACAUCCAUUGCAAAUCGCACCACCCACUUGAAGCUUGCUUCUUCCGAUAUUUCAUCCGCCAUGCGGAUUCAUCAUAAACAGCAGUAUCCUCUUCAGCUUUACGCGGCAGGAUCCGCAUCGCAAACACCGACCAGUAGCCUGCUCGCGAUUAAGAGUAAGAUCUUGCUAAAUAAAAGGUCCAAGGUUCACCGAUCCGGAAGAAAGUCCUCUCGCCAUUGGAUUCAUAGAAGCGCGUAUAGCAAUGGUCAGAGGUGCUCGUCCUCCCAUCAUUUCGGUUUAAGACGCGUUUGUCUCUUCGCAACACACGGCGAUCCAGACAUGAUAAUGACCGCUGCCGAGGGCAGACUUCCCACGGCUCGCGUAGUAGCCGCAAUUUACUUGCUUUUUUCCACCGAUCAUGUGCCAGCGCCUGGAGGUGAGAUUGUUAUUUGCAACACUUUCCCCUCAUAUUCUCUUGUUAUCUUUCGGCGAAUGGCCCGGCGAACUGGGUACAAUGGUCUGGCAUUCAAAGAUGCGCGAGAGAAAAAGGAAAGCAGAAGCAAGGCCUGGGUUAUGGAAUUACUGAAAGGUCAGAGCGCUAGAGGUGACUGGACCAAGAGCUUGCGCAGUCGGUAG